Dreissena polymorpha is the source of this 1909-nucleotide messenger RNA. RefSeq names its product putative transporter SVOPL. Bases 77 to 1516 code for a protein of 479 amino acids. Gene Ontology annotation, biological process: transmembrane transport. Lineage: Eukaryota; Metazoa; Mollusca; Bivalvia; Myida; Dreissenidae. Gene Ontology annotation, cellular component: membrane. The transcript has 13 exons. Gene Ontology annotation, molecular function: transmembrane transporter activity. The record is from RefSeq and is a predicted model, not a curated record.
CUAGUGUAGUGUACACUUCUGGUCGAGCUUUCAAUCUGAGCUGCAUCCUUCACAUUAAUAUGACGUUUAUUUACAAAUGGAUUUUAGUCUUGCUGACGGUAGAAUAUUCUUCACCAACACACACGAGCGGUUUUUCGAGGACGACAAUGUAGACAUAAGGACGCGAUUGCCAGGCGAGAGAAGGCGCUCCUCGUGCGAUGCUGACCGGAAGUUCACGGUGGAGGAGGCGGUGGAGGUGCUGGGGGUAGGCUGGUUCCAGUUCCGUCUAUGGGCCAUCACGGGGCUUUUUUCUAUGGCGGACGCAUGCGAGAUGAUGUUGCUGGCGGUCCUGUCGCCCGAGCUGCGCUGUCAGUGGGGGCUGUCACAGACGCAUGUGGCGCUCAUCACAACGGUCGUGUUCAUAGGGAUGGGGACAGCGUCGCCGUUCUGGGGAAUACUGGCCGACAGAUAUGGCCGGCGAAAUAAUCUAAUGCUGGCGUCGGUUGUCGUUUGGUACUUCGGUCUGCUGACGUCAUUCAGUCCUUCCUAUUUCUGGCUUCUUCUGCUGCGGGGACUUGUGGGUGCGGGGAUGGCUGGCAUGCCGCAUGGGUACGUGAAUGCCUAUAUGAAUCGCGUGUGCUGGGCCACGGGCACGAUGUUCGAGAUCACCCUAUCUGCCAUCGUGAUCCCGCGGCUUGGCUGGAGGUGGCUCCUCGCCCUGUCCUCUAUCCCCUGUCUCGCCAUUAUCGUCCUCUUCCGGUACCUGCCGAUGUCGGCCCGGUACCUGGUGGGCGCUGGACGCAAGGAGGAGGCGUUCAGGAUACUGCAGUCCAUCGCCAAGAUCAACAAAACGCAACUUCCAGAGGGCGAACUGGUUGAGGAAAUGCAGGACCAAAGAGGGCACCCGAAGCUCCUGUUUUCCCGCUCUUACCUCCGUACGACGCUACAACUGUGGGUCCUGUGGUUCGGGACUGCCCUCACUUAUUAUGGAAUGGUUCUGGCCAGCGCUGAGAUACUUCAACUGCACAACGCCAAGACCGCAGGUGGGCAGACGUGCAAAUGCAGUGGACUGAAAACUGACGACUAUGUCUCCAUGAUCUUCAGUACUCUUGGAGAAUACAUUUCGUUGCCGCUCAACAUGCUCCUCAUCGACGUCAUCGGGCGACGCUACACGGGCGCCGUGAACUUUGUCGGCUGCAGCGUGUUCUUCCUGCUUAUCCAGGUGCACGUGUCCCAGGAGAUGCUCACGUUCUUCAUCUUCAUGGUGCGAGGCUUCUCCACUGGCAUCUUCAACUUCGUCUAUAUCUACACGACGGAAGUUUACCCAACAUCUAUACGAGCGUCUGGCCUAGGUACCUCGUCCACGUGUGCCAGGGUUGGAGCUAUGAUUACUCCAUUUCUUGCCCAGGUGCUCCUGGACGCCUCUCUGUCGGCAGCUGUGUGGGUUUAUGCCUGCAUAUGUUUCGUGUGCGCUGCGGUGGCCGCCUUGUUGCCCAUAGAAACCAAGGGAAGAGCCUUGCCGCAAAUAGUAACAUGAGACAGUUUCAAGUACACAGACUGACGUCAUCGCCCGAUUAAUCGGACAUUUUACAGCACAACAAGACCAAUUCACAGUGUGCAUACAACUUGUUGUUUUUGUUGUUGUAUUCUAUAAAUUCAGUUAAGGCCUUAGAAAGUUCAUAACAGUGACAAUGUCAAAUUUCUGCGCUGCGUCACAAUCGACGCUAGCAUCCAUGACGUCAUCAAUAGCAACUAGUGACCCGAUCUCGUUUCCAAGGGCGGCUUCAAAAAUCACCUGUAAAUACAUGAUAUUGUAAAAGUGUGUAUCCUGAAAAUCUGUUUACUAAUAUGCUCUUCUAUACCGUAUGCAUAACAGUAUUUUCUAUGUAAUUACGUAAAUCAUGCCAGCAAUAAAAGAUUCCAUAUGCCA